Molecule: messenger RNA, 432 nt
Organism: Lasiosphaeria miniovina
Lineage: Eukaryota; Fungi; Ascomycota; Sordariomycetes; Sordariales; Lasiosphaeriaceae
Exons: 2
Coding region: 1-432 (143 amino acids)
Source: RefSeq, a predicted model, not a curated record
AUGCGACUCGAACCUGCUGUGGGCGGUGAUCCGAACGUUGUGUUUCACUACCAACCCUUGAACGACACCGGAUCCAAUGUCCAGACUAUUUUCCAAGUCGACUUCAACGUUCUAAACCAGGGAGUCCAAAACACCAUCGCCAUGCCGCACUUUACUUUCCCCGGCGCUAUCACGACGGCCAACAGUCAAGUAGCCGUGCUUAACACCUUCCUCCAGCUCUUCGUCAUCGCCCAGACAGGGGACCCUGCGAACCCUUGGAGGAUCCUGAUGGACUGGCAGAAUCACCUCUGCGUCGUCAUGCCCGCUGGCCCCUGUUUGUCUGGCGACGUGAUGCGAAACCGCCUCUUCUUCUGCACCAAGCCCAAAGGCACUCGUGCACUCUACCUUGCCGAUAAUAAGACUACCCUCAUUAAUUAUAUGCCCGCCAACUAA